UGGGAAAGGAAGGGGGGGCUGCGCCGGGGAGCGUCGUGCGCGCGCAGGCGUCCUCGCUUAUCGGUGGGGAAGCGGAGCUUCUGCCAGCUGACUCGGCCAUGUCGGUCCAGGAAGACCCGGUCCAGCGCGAGAUUCACCAGGACUGGGCGAACCGCGAGUACAUCGAACUGAUCACCAGCUCCAUUAAGAAGAUCGCGGACUUCCUCAAUUCCUUCGACAUGUCCUGCCGCUCCCGCCUGGCCACGCUCAAUGAGAAGUUGACGGCGCUGGAGAGACGGAUCGAAUACAUCGAGGCCCGGGUAACAAAGGGUGAAACAUUGACAUAGUGUGAAACUGGCAAGAAGUCAACCUAGGGAGAG
Molecule: messenger RNA, 359 nt
Organism: Notechis scutatus (mainland tiger snake)
Lineage: Eukaryota; Metazoa; Chordata; Lepidosauria; Squamata; Elapidae
Gene: BRK1
Product: BRICK1 subunit of SCAR/WAVE actin nucleating complex
Biological process (GO): actin filament organization; cell motility; regulation of actin polymerization or depolymerization
Cellular component (GO): SCAR complex
Molecular function (GO): protein-containing complex binding
Source: RefSeq, a predicted model, not a curated record